Molecule: messenger RNA, 3875 nt
Organism: Carassius auratus (goldfish)
Lineage: Eukaryota; Metazoa; Chordata; Actinopteri; Cypriniformes; Cyprinidae
Product: mitogen-activated protein kinase 1-like
Exons: 9
Coding region: 228-1406 (392 amino acids)
Biological process (GO): protein phosphorylation
Molecular function (GO): ATP binding; MAP kinase activity
Source: RefSeq, a predicted model, not a curated record
UUUUACAGGGGAAGUGCGCGUUCGCGCUCACGAUUCUUUUAGAUGCACGCUCGUUCCGCACUCGCAUCCACAGGGGGCCUUGACCGACUCCUCUUCGACUGUCAAGAAAGCGCACCGUAUAAAGGCAGCCUUUGUAUCCGAUAUACCCGUCUUUGAUCAGAAGGCAAACAGGAGGCCCUCUUCCUCCCGAAGACUGCGCGAAGGCGACUGAUUUUUGGACAGAAGCGAUGGCGGAAUCGGGCAGUAGCACGGCUGCGGUGGGAGCCGCGGUCUCGAGUAGCAGCGCCGCCGGUGCUGGAGGAGUCGUCGCGCCCGGGGGAGCCAAUGGAGCGGCGGGACCCAAGCCUGGCCUGGAGUCGGUUAAGGGACAAUAUUUUGAUGUUGGCCCCCGAUACACCGAUCUCCAGUACAUCGGGGAGGGGGCCUAUGGGAUGGUCUGUUCAGCUAAUGAUCAUGUGAAUAAGGUCAAAGUGGCCAUUAAGAAGAUCAGUCCAUUUGAACACCAGACCUACUGCCAGCGCACCCUGAGGGAGAUCAAAAUCCUCCUGCGGUUCCGUCAUGAGAACAUCAUUGGCAUCAAUGACAUCCUGAGAGCACGUCGCAUCGAUUGUAUGAGGGAUGUCUAUAUUGUACAGGACCUGAUGGAGACCGACCUUUACAAAUUGCUGAAGACACAGCGUCUCAGCAAUGACCAUAUCUGCUACUUUCUGUACCAGAUCCUGCGAGGGCUGAAAUACAUUCACUCUGCCAAUGUGCUGCACAGAGACUUGAAGCCCUCAAAUCUUCUCAUCAACACCACCUGUGACCUCAAGAUCUGUGACUUUGGGCUGGCACGGAUAGCCGACCCAGAACAUGACCACACCGGUUUCCUCACAGAGUAUGUGGCUACUCGCUGGUACCGUGCUCCUGAGAUCAUGCUCAACUCCAAGGGUUACACCAAGUCCAUUGAUAUUUGGUCUGUGGGUUGCAUCCUGGCUGAGAUGAUGUCCAGCAAACCCAUCUUCCCUGGGAAGCAUUAUCUGGACCAGCUCAACCACAUAUUGGGUGUUUUGGGCUCCCCCUCUCAAGAUGAUCUGAACUGCAUCAUCAACAUGAAGGCCAGGAACUACCUCCAGUCUUUACCCCAGAAACCUAAAGUCCCAUGGGGCACUCUGUUAGAAAAGGCAGACAACAAAGCUCUGGAUUUAUUGGACCGCAUGUUGACCUUUAACCCCAACAAACGUAUAACCGUGGAGGAAGCACUGGCCCACCCCUACCUGGAGCAGUACUAUGACCCCUCUGAUGAGCCGGUGGCUGAGGAGCCUUUCACUUUCAACAUGGAGCUGGACGACCUUCCUAAAGAGAAGCUGAAAGAGCUGAUCUAUGAGGAGACGGCACGCUUCCAGGCCACAUACCAGGGCUCCUGAGAGGGACAGCCAUCACAGAAAACAACCGAGCAGCGUGGAGUCUCCAAUAAAGAUAACUCCAGACAACCUGCAAAAACAUAUACAUGCAUAUAUACAUAAAAAAAAACAAGAUAAAAAGUGGGAAAAUGUACAUGUAAAAACUUCAGCUUUAUUUGAUCUGUCCAUCUCUCUUUCCUGCUGGGAAGCUGUGCGCUAGUUUGGGCUUAUAUCAUCUUAUCAUAACGUCAUUAACUGGGACCGCCAGACUCACUAUUCUCAUCGCAUACCACACACAGCUCCUGCUCUCUGAAACAAUUGCAUCUUUCACCUUUUCUAUCAAUACCCUGCUUCUCUCUCCGUUUUUAUCCGUCUCUUUCUCUUUAUGUCUCUCUCGAGGGUGUCUUUCGACUGGUCUUUUUUCCCCAUUCCACAGAGAUGGAGAGAGAGGAGGAGGAUCUCUAUGAUGGGCUCUGACUGGUGUGUGUGUGUGUGUGUGUGUAUAUAAGUAAUUUGGAGUUUCAUUGGCGUAUUGUAAGUUGCAGAUCUGUUUGUACACUGUAAUUUGAACGUUAUGAUCAGUUACAAAUCGUGUUUUGUAAUGUUUUGGGAUUUAUAUUUGAAUAGCUUUUAAAAUAUAAAGUCAUUGCUUGUGUUUCUUUUUUUUUUAAUCAUUCAAAGACAAAUGAUGUUUCAUUUAUUUUGUUUUCUAUUCUGAGGAAAAAUAGGGUUCGCUUUGAUUCCUGAGAAAUAUCUUGAGAAACGGCGAAAGGCAGGAGGAAAGCGUGUGAUGGAAUAGUAUCGUCUGCUGUAAAAUAUCAUGUUCUACUGAACUGAGACUCUUGCCAAUGUUCUUGGGGAAAUUAAGCCAUCAGUAUCAUCUUUGUUUUGUUUAAUCCUGGCUUCUUUUCCCUGUUUCUCCUCCUCUUGCUCGUCUGUUAAUUCGAUGGAGGCUCUGUGGUGUGCGGACCUCCGUUGUGCAUUCUUUUGCAUUUUUUGUGACCAUCUUUGUGAAUAACAAUAGUUGUCAUUGGUGACUAUGUCCAUGGCUACUGUUGCCAUGAUUCCUUUCUGAUAAGUCACACACAUUUCCCCACAUUCUGGCUUUGUUACUUGCAGAUGUUGGUCCCUUUCUCUUUUUCUUUCGCGUCAUUCUUUUUCUUCACUUGUCUGUGAGUGAUUGAGGAAUCAUAGCCAAGCUUAACACUUUCAGAGCCAUAGCACAUUUUGUCUCAUUCCCUCCCUGUGAUGUCAGAACUUUUCAAAGGGCUUUUCCACAGGGCUUGCUGACCUCACUCCUCUCCUGCCUGUGAUUGGCUCACCUUGUGUUUUUCUAAUUUCGAAAAUGGACUUCUUCUGCAUGCAUUACAUCUUAGACGUAACAACCUGCCUUUAUUGUAUAAUGUCGCCAUCUUUCAAUGGUGUUUCUAAAGAAACCAUUGUUGCUUUUGGCCAAUCAUGGAUGAGGAAAGCAUGUUCAGGUGGGAAGAGUUUAAAUGGCACAGUGUGUAGCUGUUUUGCAUAAAUACAGGGUGUGAUUUGCAUGAAUUAAUAAAUCCCCUGUGUACAACUCCAUUGAGAUGAGUCUCAACUGCAGAGGAAUUUCACUCCGCAUGUCAAUCACAUGACAUUUCUCAAUCAGUGCACCUGCACUUUGCGUCUCAUGACCAAAUAUAUAUAUUUUUGCUUUCAGUUUGAUCUAUUCCUGUGACAUAAGUUCCCUUGUUUUCAUUAUAAGCUUAAGUCUUUUUUUCUUAAUCCUCUACGUGUUAGUGUGAGGUGUAGCAGGCAGUGAUGGUUGGUUGGUUGGUCACUCACGUCCCAUGUCUGUGUCUGUAACAUCUGUCCUUUCCAACCAGAAGCUGCUCUUCUCUGCUUCCUCAUGAGGAGGGGAGAUCAUCCCGCUCUGUGAUCUGAGGGAAACCACUCAUUAUCAAGGAAAGAUUAUCUAUAUUAAUGUAUUGUCAAUGGCAAUGACAUGCUUAUUGUGAAUGGGACCAUGGCGACUGUCAACAGUCUUACAAACACACACACAUAUAUUUAAGGAUGUAUUUCUCACAUAUAAAUCUGCCCGCAUACAGUAUAUGAUUUCUGAAGCCUGCAAAGGAGGCAGAUAACAAUGUUUUUUUUAAUGGCUGUUAUUAUGAUUAUUGCUGGUGUUAUAUUGGUGAGGUCUAUUUUUUAUUUUAAAAACUGAAAAGGGAUUUAAAAAAUUUUGUCCUUUUUGUUUUUAAAGUAUGUUUUGCAUUUCUUUCAUUUUGUUCGCUUUGGGUGUGAAAAAUAAUUGGCUGUUCACUGUUUCUGAAGUCUAUUUUUUCCCUAAAUCUUAUAAGGAAUUAUUUUAAAAGAUGAUUAAACAGUAUGGGUCGAUUGUCAAGAAAAAUGAGCUAUGGACGGUUAUAGUCUAUGUAUAUGCUUAUGGGUAUAAUAAAUAAAACAAUUAACAAAAACAGAAUUAUAUACAUAUAUUAAAUAAAAUUCCUGAUAUUGUAA